UUCAGUUUACGAAUGAUAAAAAAAUGACACCGGAUUUUAGGGCUACAAAAAUUCAUGAUUAUAGCGUUUUCUAUUACGUAUUGUAAUUCGUUAUCUUGAUAUUUUUAUCGUUAGAACAUUUAGUAUCUAAUUAUAUAAAAAUCAGGUGCAAAUAGUUUUGUUUGUAGUAUUAGUGAUAACCUAAGUGUUGGUAGGUAGUCGCUGCCUUCUCGUUCGGGUGGAAUUAUUGGAGAUAUUUCAAUGAAUUUUAGUCAUAGUCUAGUUAAAAUGAAAGAAAAUGGUACAGAAUUUAUUGAGAGCAAGCUGAAGUCUACUCCUAUUGCUAUGGUGGCCCCGGAACUGAAACAGAACGCAGAAGCCGACACAGAGAUCUCUAAAACAUGUGCAGUGCUGGGAUGUGAUGAUUCUAAAAACUUAAAUUCAGAUGAGUUCUUUAGGUUUCCAGAAGACCCACACUUCAGAGAGAUAUGGACGAACCUGACCGGUAGAAACAACUGGAUGUCCACAGACUACUCAUACAUUUGUAUACAGCACUUCUCAGUGGACUGCUUCACAUGUGACGCUGAUAAUCAGAUGGUGCUUGUGGAUAAGGCCGUGCCAUCACUGAAGCUACCCAAACAUGUUCUAGAGGUGGAGUACAUAGAAGAAGACACACUAGACAAUGAGGAUGAAGACUACGAUAUGGACGGCGACACAGAUUAUGACGGGGACAACGAGGCAGAGUCACACAGACACGUCAACGGAGACCCACACGUGACCAGCAGCAAACCCAAACAAAAAGUAGACAAUAUAGAAUUACUCAAACUAUUCACAGAAGUACAAAUGAUGCAACGACAAGCAGUGGGCCUUAAGGACAAAUUAAGAUACAAUAUGAAAAUACACAAUAGACAGGGUAGGUUUUUAAAUCGAUUGAAUCAAAUAAUAGAAAUGAAGAAAGACGUGUUGAGUCAGAAAAGAAAGAAAAAAGCGAGAAUAUUGCUGUCUUUACAGGAUAAAAUUAAGGACGAUACAAACGGACUUGUAAUGGCGAUGCCGUCAAGGCACACAGAUGAUUUGAAGAAUUUUGCACUUAGUAUUUAUAAGUAUUCCCCACAAGCAUAUAUCUACUUGAGGAAUACAUUGCGGACGCUGUUACCAAGUACAGAAGUGAUGGACAACUGGCUCAGUGCAGGGUUCCAGCCCAAGAAUGUGAUUUCAUCCAGCAACCUGAUAAAAGUUUCCACAGAACAAACAGACUCGGAACUCUCGUGUAAAAUUGCACUUCGUUGACUUACUUAUAAGUGUACACAAUAAGAAUUCUUUUUUGAGAAUAAAAUAUUUGGAAUAUUUUCAA
Pectinophora gossypiella (pink bollworm) is the source of this 1333-nucleotide messenger RNA. Its product is annotated as THAP domain-containing protein 1-like. The record is from RefSeq and is a predicted model, not a curated record. The coding region runs from base 241 to 1269 and encodes 342 amino acids. Lineage: Eukaryota; Metazoa; Arthropoda; Insecta; Lepidoptera; Gelechiidae. The transcript is spliced from 4 exons.